AUGAAAAUCUUCAAUUCAAAUAGUAAAUCAAAUUAUCCAAAACAUAGUUCAAUAUUAAAUCAAUCAAAGGAAGAUUAUUUAUUCAAAAAUUUGUUUCAUGGUUUUAGAUAUUUAGAUUUUGCUGAACAAUUAAUUCAAACACGUUCAAUACAUGAUUAUAAACAUUUAACACAUAUAUUUGAUGAAAUGAAAGACAUACAUUAUGAAACAUCAGAUAAUUCAAAUAUAGACGCUGUUUUCAAUUAUUUUGAUAAGUUAAGUACUGAAUAUAAAACAAAAUUAAAUACACUUGUACUGGCAAAUGUUGUUAAAGGUACAUUUGAUUGUUCACAUAAUACUGAACAAAUUGUUGAAAAAACUGAAAAGAAAACAUGUGAAAAUACAAAAUAUAAAAUUAUACUUAUUGACUCGUUAAUAACAUCAUCAUCUUAUUGUGAUGAAUAUUUAUCAACAGUUAAACAAAUCGAGGGAAAAGUACAUGAAUAUUUUAAACAGUUUAAUAUUAUACAUAUUAAAAUUAAAACAUUAGCAUCAAAUGAAGGUGUACCACAAACAAAUAUUGAUUGA
This is a messenger RNA of Rotaria sp. Silwood1, 567 nucleotides long. The record is from the annotation of a GenBank genome assembly. Lineage: Eukaryota; Metazoa; Rotifera; Eurotatoria; Philodinida; Philodinidae.